Zasmidium cellare ATCC 36951 is the source of this 1575-nucleotide messenger RNA. RefSeq lists its product as uncharacterized. The record is from RefSeq and is a predicted model, not a curated record. Bases 1 to 1575 code for a protein of 524 amino acids. The transcript has a single exon. Lineage: Eukaryota; Fungi; Ascomycota; Dothideomycetes; Mycosphaerellales; Mycosphaerellaceae.
AUGAUGACGACGACGACAACGGCCUCGCGACACCCAUCCACAAUCUUUCACAAGACCUCGCUCCUAACCCUCCUCUUAACAACGCCAAUCUUCGCUCACGCCGAAACCCUCUCGCUCGCGACCCAGACCUCCAACCAUCAAAGCGUCGUAAUCUAUACCGCCAAACCCCUCACGACGCCCGCGCCGAGUGACCUGCCGCUGGAGAUCUGGGCGGCUGCGAAUGGGUUGCUGUCCGAGUACUAUCCUUCUACGAAGCCGAAGCAGUACGCGACGCAGUCCUGGCCGCAGACGCUUGUGAUUAAUGGGUUGACGUUGGAGGUGCAGCCGGGGGAGAUGCCGACUUUGAGUCGCGAGAGCCGGACUUCGUCGAGUACAGUAAGCACCACGAGUGGGAUAUCGACGAAGUCGACGUCGGAUGUGCAUGAGGCGACGAGCAGUGCGACGCCGAGGGAUGAUGAUGCUGGUGGCGGAAGCGGAGAUCGAACAGUCGGGAUCGUAAUCGGGGUGGGGAUUAUAUUCAUCGCAUUGGCGAUGUUGUUGGUGAUAAUGUGCCUUCUCUGGCGGAGGAAGAAUUCCACGGGGACGUUUUUCAAGCCGGCGCGGUAUUCGCUUUCGUCGGUCAUGACAGAGACGAUUCGAGGGAGAAUGGGGAGGGGCCAGUCGUGGAUUUCGCCUAUGGGGGCCAGGCAGUUGGAGAAGGAGAAGGCGAGGCGGUUGGAGCAGGGUGAUGAGGGCGAUAUUGCACCCAGUCCGACAAUAUAUCGCGUGAGCACGAUUCGGGCGGUGGAUCUGUCCAGUCCGCCGGAGUCCACAUAUUCGAGUCGGCCGUCGGUGGAGCGGCUGAGGUCGAAACGGCUGGUCUCGAGAGGCAUGUGGACUGAAGUGAAGCCGCACGAGUUGGAGGGGGACCAGGCAGCGAGGGCCGAGUUGUCGGCGGAGUCUCCCACAGAGAAGGCGGCGUGGCGGAAGACUCAAUCCUCGGGCACAUUGCGUCAAGUCUUUGACGAUGGAGAGACCACGCCGAAAGCACGUACUGCACGACCGCUCGUGGUGACUAUGAGCCCCACGACGUCGUCAUCAGAUAUGUUGGCAUCCAGGGAUGGCCAGGUCUCGAGAGACGGGCCUGCAACAUCGUCCUCAGGCCAAGGGGAGUCUCGGGAUGAGAUCACACCCAUAGUGACACCCAUACCCAGCUAUCGGGAUCGAAGGCCACCCGAACUCUUACUUCCUUCUGCGAACAACCGCUUCCGAGACCAACGACUGGCACCGCUCGUCCAUUUCCAAGACGACCACAGCUCUCCUGGUGUAUCCCCUCUAUACCGCAGCCCAGGCAUCUCGAACUCUCCAUCACCGAACUUUCGAACCAUCGGCUUCUCGCCAUCACCCUCGCCGCAUUUCCCAGAACGACGAGUCUCCCCAAUGGUUCAUUACCCCUCCUUCGACGAAGUACGCGGCUUCGAAUUUAACGAGGGAGACUCCACACCCCGUCGUCCAAGCUAUACCAGUCUCACGGAUGGCGGAGAUGGAUGGCAGCCCGGUGGCGAUAAUGUCUUCGGAAGGUACGAGAUGGCGUGA